This is a messenger RNA of Trametes versicolor FP-101664 SS1, 1603 nucleotides long. RefSeq lists its product as uncharacterized. Gene Ontology annotation, molecular function: hydrolase activity, acting on carbon-nitrogen (but not peptide) bonds. The record is from RefSeq and is a predicted model, not a curated record. Lineage: Eukaryota; Fungi; Basidiomycota; Agaricomycetes; Polyporales; Polyporaceae. The transcript is spliced from 12 exons. Bases 63 to 1448 code for a protein of 461 amino acids.
CGCAGUGCGUCUAAUCUCCGCGACGCGCCAGGAAAUGUCAACUGCCCUCCUAGCCGCUUACCAUGUCGCCUUUUCCAGGAUCUCCAGACAAAACCAGGGACUCAUUACUCCAGAAGCUUGCGCUGAAGCCGUGGGUUCGAGAUAAGGCGCCCCGCUUGAUCCUGCGGAACGCGAAGAUCGUAGACCCUGCCGAGGGCACCCUCCUGACAGGUCUCCACGAUGUAGUCGCUGAAGACGGGUUAAUCAUUUCUAUGUGCCCGAGCAUUGCGGAACAUGGGGCGAAGCUAGACAUUGCGGACGCAAACCCCAAGGAUCCCAAGCCCUUCAUUGUCAACCUCUCCGGCAAUUAUCUAUGCCCUGGCUUGAUCGACUGCCAUGUACAUGUCACUGCCGUGCCGGGGGUCAAGACUAUGUCAGAACUCGUCCAAACAUCUGAAGAGCUGAUCCAUCUCCGGACGACGUAUGUUUUGCGGGAGAUGCUCCUGCGCGGCUUUACGACAGUCAGAGACACGGGCGGCGCGAGCAAAUCUCUCGCUGGCGCAAUUUCGGAGGGCCUCAUAGCGGGUCCGCGCCUCUUCCAGUGCGGCAAAGCCCUUUCACAAACAGGCGGACAUGCCGACUUUGGCCCUGCUAAUUCGAGCACUGGAUGCUGCGGAGGUCAUACUCAGUCUCUCGGACGCACGUGCGACGGCGUCCCUCAGGUUUUGAAGGCUACGCGAGAGGAGCUCAAGGGCGGCGCGGACUUCAUCAAGGUUAUGUGUGGCGGCGGCGUCGCUUCACCCACGGAUGCAAUUGAGACAGUGCAAUUCACGGCUGAAGAGAUAAGAGCCAUUACGACGACGUGCACGCAAAUGGGAAACAAACACACGACCGCUCACGCAUAUACCGAUGCCUCCGUCUUACAUGCAAUCGAGAACGGUGUUCGUGGCAUCGAGCAUGGUAAUCUGAUUAGUGCCACUACGGCAAAGCUUAUGGCGGAGAAAGGUGUUUUCCUUACCCCCACGCUCGCCUGUUACGGGAUUAUGGUUCGACCCCCGUUCGAAGAAUUCCUCCCGCCCGAGGGCAAGGUCAAGAAUGCGCAGGUCAUGGAGCGCGGCCUAGACGCGCUGAAGGUCGCGGACGAGGCGGGGGUGACUAUAUGCUACGGUUCGGACUUGUUGACGUCCAUGCAUGCGCUGCAGACGGAAGAGUUCACAGUUCGCAGCUCGGUACUUUGCUCGCGCAAGGUCCUGCAGCACGCCACCACAAACGCGGCGCGCAUGCUCGGAGAUGCCAAGCUCGGGAGAAUCGCUGUGGGAUGCUACGCCGACCUUCUCGUCCUCGACGCAGACCCGUUGGACGACGUCACCGUGCUCGACUACCCGGAGAAGCAUCUGUUCGCCGUGAUACAGGGCGGGCGCGUCGUAAGUAGCCGUGUCGAUGAGCUGCCCGUGGAAAACCGCUUUUGAAGGGGCGCGGCACAACGAACGAGUGUCUGGACUUCCCCAUGGUAGUUAGCGGGAACGCCACAGGUCGCAGGAUCAAACGUAUGAAGACGUACGGUAUAGCGAAGGUCGUGCUACUAUAAUCAAGGUGUACAUUGCGAAAUACGAUUGAUAGUGUG